Molecule: messenger RNA, 1521 nt
Organism: Salvia splendens (bonfire salvia)
Lineage: Eukaryota; Viridiplantae; Streptophyta; Magnoliopsida; Lamiales; Lamiaceae
Product: 1-aminocyclopropane-1-carboxylate oxidase homolog 1-like
Exons: 3
Coding region: 135-1226 (363 amino acids)
Source: RefSeq, a predicted model, not a curated record
AUGUUGACUAAACACACCCAUAAUUCAUGAUAAAAUAACCAUAUAAUCACCGUUGACUAAACACACCCACAACAAUAAUCAUAGUAAAUUCAAAUUCUAUCCCCAUAGCCAUAGGUAUCAAUUUCCAAUCAAAUAUGGCGAGCUCAAUCUACAACACCAGGGAAACUGAAGUAAAAGCCUUCGAUGAAACCAAAACCGGCGUUAAAGGUUUAAUCGAUAGCGGCAUAACACAAGUUCCUAGAAUCUUCAUCAACCCCCAAAUUGAUCCAAACCAGGCUCUGAUCAGCUCAGUCAACGCGCAAUUGGAGUUCCCAUUGCUCGACCUAGAAGGCGUCGGCGAUGAUCCGAUCAAGCGCAAGGCCGUCGUCGACGCCGUUCUCGAAGCUUCCGAGACUUGGGGAUUCUUCCAAGUGAUCAACCACGGGAUUCCGGAGGCCGUAUUGGAGGAUAUGAUCGAUGGAGUGCGCCGUUUCUUCGGUCAAGAUGAUGAAGAGAGGAAGAAGUGGUAUACUAGGGAUUUGAAAAAAUCAAGGGUUGCUUACAACAGCAAUUUUGAUUUGUAUACCGCGCCGUCGGCUAAUUGGAGAGACACUGUUUUCUGUAAAAUGGCUCCGAAUCUUCCUCAACCCGACCAAUUGCCCGCGGUUUGCAGUGAUAUAAUGAUUGAAUACACAAAACAAGUUUUGAAGCUUGGAAGAAGUCUGUUUCAACUAUUAUCCGAGGCACUCGGUCUCAAGGCCGAUCACCUCGUGGACAUGAAAUGCGCGGAUGGGGUGGCUAUGUUGAUGCAUUACUACCCUGAAUGCCCUCAGCCGGAGCUAACUCUAGGCGCGAGCAAGCACGCUGACAGCGACUUCCUAACGGUGCUGCUGACCGACCAAGUACGAGGCCUGCAAGUCCUGUACCAGAACCAGUGGGUUGAUGUGCCCCUUGUGGCAGGAGCUCUGGUGGUAAAUAUUGGUGAUCUUCUUCAGCUUGUAACAAAUGACAGGUUUGUUAGUGCUGAGCACAGAGUGUUAGUGAAUAGCUCGUGCCCGAGGGUUUCAGUCGCGUGUUUCUUCAGAGACAAUAGUAUUAGGUCAACGGAGCUCUACAGGCCGAUUGAAGAGCUCGUAUCGGAAGAUAACCCGGCGAGGUAUAUGGCAACUACUUUGGCAGAGUAUAUCACCCACGUACACUCCAAGGGGCUGGAUGGAACUUCUGCUUUGUCACAUUUUCGAGUUUGAACUUGAUUAUUCACUUCAUCUUUAUUGGGUUGGAGAAGGUGGAAAUGUGGUGAAAAUGAGGUAGAGUUGAUGUUAAUCUAUGGUGUGGAUAGGCUUGCUUGCUUGCUUGGACAAAAUAUCUGAUUACCACAAAAAGCAGAAAAUCUUGGGUGAGGUUGUAAUAGUUGGUUCAAAACCAUGUUUUGGAAUGUUUGUAAUUUUAAAUAUGUAUAUACAUGUAAUUUAUUGGUAUUCGAAUAGGGAUACUGGUCUGUAAAAUCAUGAACUUUGUCUAAAAUUUGGUAUUUCCCAUGAA